Molecule: messenger RNA, 485 nt
Organism: Mollisia scopiformis
Lineage: Eukaryota; Fungi; Ascomycota; Leotiomycetes; Helotiales; Mollisiaceae
Exons: 3
Coding region: 31-465 (144 amino acids)
Source: RefSeq, a predicted model, not a curated record
CUCAAAGAAUCCAAAACAAUUGAUCGCAAAAUGGCGCAACAAGGUGGAACGUAUCGAAAACCAUCCAGAUUUACAUUCGAAACGCACUUUGGGGCCCCUCGCAACGACCAGAAGACCGACCCUGUUUCGGAGGAGAGCGAAAGUCUCGUUCCAAAAGCAGAAACCAACAUAAUCCCACAGCCCAACUCUCCCUCGCAAGCCCGCGACCCAGAGGACUGGGAGCUGGUGGCGAAUCCCGAUACUGAGAAAGACGAACAUGAAUGCGUCGGCGGGUUCUCAAGUUCUUUCGAUCUCAAAGUCGGUUGGGGAACACGGAAAGUUACGUUGCUGAGUUGGUAUAUCAAGGUCGGCGAGCCUGCUUGCCGGAAUGCACAAAGGCGGAAGUUGGAGAGGGAGCGGCAGAAGGAGGGGAAGAAAGAGUCAAGGGAAGCGAUGAAUACCCCCGAUCACAAGGAAUUGCUUUGAGUUUGUCAUUUUGUCUGGAC